UCCCAGUACAAGUAGCUUGCUUUAGCUUCAGUGAACUUGCUUUUUUUUUUGAAGUACACUUUUUCAGUUUGAGGUAUUUCCUCUUCCCUCCCUUGGAAAAUGUCGUCCUCGCACUCCCUUUUUCGAAAUCGCUGGGAUCCCUUCAGGAGCUGUUACUUCCCAAGCCGCCUGUUUGAUCAGGAUUUUGGGCUCCCCCCUCCCUCUGAAGAGCCACUGAGGGACUGGAUGGAGUGGGUGGAGAAUCGGCUCAGCUCGAGCUGGCCCGGGCAGUCACGUUCAAGCCCGGCUGACAGCGCAACGCCCAGUCGCUGCCUGCCAACCCUGCAGCUGCAGCUCAGUGGGGGAAUGUCCCUGAUCCAGCAGACCUUAGGCAAUUGGAAAAUCAGCCUUGAUGUGAAGCAUUUCACCCCUGAAGAGCUCCAGGUGAAGAUCCAGGAGGGUUAUGUGGAGAUUUCAGGAAGCCAUAAAGAAAGACAAGAUCAACAUGGGUUUAUUUCUAGAAAUUUUACCAGAAAAUACAAGCUUCCUUCAGAUGUGGACACCCUGUCUGUGACCUCAUCCUUGACCUCUGAUGGGAUUCUAAUUGUGGAAGCCCCACUCCCCAGUCCUGCUGUCCCAGUUCCUGUAGAAAUAAUGGCUCCUGUUCAGACAGAGACAAAGUCUGAAGCUGAGGAGGAAGUGGACAAGGAGAAGGACGCAAAGAUAGAGAAGGAGGUAGAGCAAGAGAAGCAGCCAGAGAAAGACAAGGAGGUCCCAAAGGAACAAGGCAAAGAGAAGGAAACACAGCAAGAGAUGGAGCAAGGAAAAGAGGAGGCAGAGCAAGAGAAAGAGGUACUGCAAGAGCAAGAGAAGGAAGUGACCCAAUGAAAUAAGAAUUGGUGCAAGAGAAGACAACAGACAUAUACAUUAAGGAAUUUUUCAAAUGAAAUGCCAAUUAAUUUAAAAUGAGAGAUGAUUUCAGUAAAGUUAGUGAAAACAUUUUCUACAUUAAUGUAGAGAAUUAAACAAAAAGAUAAGUAAAACAAUGAGUAUAUUUGAGAAAUCAGAUGAGAUAUUUGCACUAACAGAACAUGUUAUUUAGAAGUGUGUUUUAAACAUUUGACUUAAUGAAAUAACAGCCAGGUUUUGGAACAUUAUGUUUUGUACUGAAACCAUAAUGAGUAUCUCUACCUUCACUAUGCUGUAGAAAAUAACGGAUAUCUGAGUGUGGUUGCAAGGCAAUAAUGUAAUCAUGAAAUUCAGAGAAGCUGAAAGUGCAAAGCUUUUAUGAUUUAUAAUUGUAAUUUAAAGCCCAAGGUUAGAUUGCCUGUAAUUUAGUUUUAUAAUUAUAUGCUGUUCAUUUUA
Messenger RNA from Carcharodon carcharias (great white shark), 1344 nucleotides. RefSeq names its product heat shock protein beta-1. Gene Ontology annotation, biological process: cellular response to unfolded protein. Lineage: Eukaryota; Metazoa; Chordata; Chondrichthyes; Lamniformes; Lamnidae. Gene Ontology annotation, molecular function: protein homodimerization activity. The record is from RefSeq and is a predicted model, not a curated record. Gene Ontology annotation, cellular component: nucleus; protein folding chaperone complex; cytoplasm. Bases 100 to 867 code for a protein of 255 amino acids. The transcript has 3 exons.